AUGAACAUUAAUAUCACGCCGGCUUUGAGGGAUCCCAUUUACCGCACUCUGGCGAAAGUCGGCGGCAUUGAUACAGAGGAAAUCCGCUACCCCUUGCGCAGCUACAAAUGCAUUGGGCACCUCUUUGCGCGCACCCUCAAGGACAGAGAAAGAGAGAUCGAGGACAUCGGCACUCAGUCGCUCGUAAGUCUUCCAAUAGCGCAGAAGGCACCAAAACGUUGUGUUUGA
This is a messenger RNA of Neospora caninum, 228 nucleotides long. RefSeq names its product Phosphatidylserine decarboxylase, related. The coding region runs from base 1 to 228 and encodes 75 amino acids. Lineage: Eukaryota; Apicomplexa; Conoidasida; Eucoccidiorida; Sarcocystidae. The record is from RefSeq and is a predicted model, not a curated record. The transcript has a single exon.